Molecule: messenger RNA, 1269 nt
Organism: Castor canadensis (American beaver)
Lineage: Eukaryota; Metazoa; Chordata; Mammalia; Rodentia; Castoridae
Source: RefSeq, a predicted model, not a curated record
AUGGUUGGGAGCAUAUUUCAUAAGUUGCAACAGGAUGUGGCACGGGAAGAGGGUCCAACAGGGACAAAGCAACUUGUUCAGGGCUGUAAGGUAGGAGGGAGCCUUACACCUGUCAGUGCUAGAGAAGAAAAUGCGCUCUGCAGAGUUCUCACUUGUUCAAUCUCUGGCGACAAAAGGAAGAAAAGCAAUGAAUCCGAGGUUUCUGCCACAGAUCUGCUGGAAACCAUGCAUAGGCGGAACUGCAGUAAAGACUGGGGUCUUUCCGCGCAUCUCCGACUCCUGACUGUCGCGUUCUCCCACAGCAGAGAGCCAAAGGCUCUGGACCUAGGGGUAGGGAGCAGUCAGCACCAAGCAUCGCCGCCUCAUCCCGGGGCUGACGCUAGUGGUACCCCCAACGUAGAUGUGGGUGUAGGCAGUGCUGGGCUGUUGGAGAGCGCAAGCCGCAAGCCGCGGAGCGUGAGCGCGGUGCGCCGGCUGGGGAACCCAGAGCGCCAGGCGCCCCAGGCUGGCAGGCGCCGCGGGACCCCCCUCAUCCUUUCCGACUGCCCCUCCCCGAGUACCCCCACCCCCAGUGCCUGCAGAAGUCCCCGGGCUUCCCCCAAAGGAGCUCACCUCGAGGGGCCCGGAUCUCUGCGAGCCCUCCACCGUCCCCUCCAGCGCCGCCGUCGCCACCGCAGCAGCCCGAGCAGCAUGGUCCAGCUGGGGAAGCUGCUCCGAAUCCUGACUUUGAUGAAGUUCCCCUGCUGCGUGCUGGAGGUGCUCCUGUGCGCGCUGGCGGCGGCGGCGCGCGGCCAGGAGAUGUACGCCCCGCACUCCAUCCGGAUCGAGGGGGACGUCACCCUCGGGGGGCUGUUCCCCGUGCACGCCAAGGGUCCCAGCGGAGUGCCCUGCGGCGACAUCAAGAGGGAGAACGGGAUCCACAGGCUGGAAGCUAUGCUCUACGCUCUGGACCAGAUCAACAGCGAUCCCAACCUGCUUCCCAACGUGACGCUAGGCGCGCGGAUCUUGGACACUUGUUCCAGGGACACUUACGCGCUCGAACAGUCGCUCACUUUCGUCCAGGCGCUUAUCCAGAAGGACACCUCCGACGUGCGCUGUACCAAUGGCGAGCCCCCGGUGUUUGUCAAGCCAGAGAAAGUAGUUGGAGUGAUUGGGGCUUCAGGGAGUUCGGUCUCCAUCAUGGUAGCCAACAUCUUGAGGCUUUUCCAGGUAGGGGGGCGCUCCCUCCGGGGCGGAGUGUGCUGUGGCUCCCUGCGCUUACAACCUUAA